Molecule: messenger RNA, 995 nt
Organism: Apis mellifera (honey bee)
Lineage: Eukaryota; Metazoa; Arthropoda; Insecta; Hymenoptera; Apidae
Gene: AP-1sigma
Product: AP-1 complex subunit sigma-2
Exons: 5
Coding region: 224-697 (157 amino acids)
Biological process (GO): vesicle-mediated transport; intracellular protein transport
Cellular component (GO): AP-1 adaptor complex; intracellular membrane-bounded organelle; membrane coat
Molecular function (GO): clathrin-cargo adaptor activity
Source: RefSeq, a predicted model, not a curated record
UAUCUAAUAGAUAUAUAUAUUUUUUUAAAUAGAUUGAAAUUAUUCAAUUUAACAAUUCAAGAUAUAAUUUCACUGAUACUUGCGCCAUCUCUUAAAAAUGUAUGAUUAAAUGUGAACAAAAUUACUCAUAUUAAAAUUGGAAUAGAUUUUUUUUUAUUGUGAUUUAUCGAAAAGUGCUGUGAUUAAUUUUAUAAUCUUUUUAUAGAAAAAAAUUCGUUUAAAGAUGAUGCAAUUUAUGCUAUUAUUCAGCCGUCAAGGAAAAUUACGUUUACAAAAAUGGUAUGUGGCUCAUCCUGAUAAAUUAAAGAAAAAAAUUACACGAGAAUUAAUUACUACAAUAUUGGCACGAAAACCAAAAAUGUCAAGUUUUUUAGAAUGGAAAGAUGUUAAGGUUGUCUAUAAAAGAUAUGCUAGUUUAUAUUUCUGUUGUGCAAUAGAACAAAAUGAUAAUGAAUUAUUAACAUUAGAAAUUAUACAUCGUUAUGUUGAAUUAUUAGAUAAAUAUUUUGGAAGUGUUUGUGAAUUAGAUAUAAUUUUCAAUUUUGAGAAAGCAUACUUCAUCUUAGAUGAAUUAUUGGUUGGUGGUGAAAUUCAAGAAACUAGUAAAAAAAAUGUUCUAAAAGCCAUUGCAGCUCAGGAUUUACUACAGGAGGAGGAAACUCCACAAGGUUUUUUUGAGGAUCAUGGUCUAGGAUAAUACUUUCUAAACAAUGUAUCCAGUUUAAUGUAAGUGGUGUAUUCUUACAACACUGCUUCAACAUUCCAGAAUUCUAUUUACAAUAAGCUUUAUCAAUUAGAUUUAAAUGUAUGGUACUGCAAAGAUAAAUUUAAAUUAUGUUUUAAUUAAAAUCAUGUUUUUAUUAUAAAAUUUUAUUUAAAUGUAAUUACACAUAAAAAGUUAUAAUCACUGUUUGAAACAUCAUUGAAAUCUAAUUAUUCUAUACAUGUUAAAAAAUAAACAAAUUGUUUCUCUUUAUUAAAAUAUUAGCAGUACU